This is a messenger RNA of Pneumocystis carinii B80, 587 nucleotides long. RefSeq lists its product as hypothetical. NCBI's taxonomy places the organism in Eukaryota, Fungi, Ascomycota, Pneumocystomycetes, Pneumocystales, Pneumocystaceae. The record is from RefSeq and is a predicted model, not a curated record. The coding region runs from base 46 to 546 and encodes 166 amino acids. The transcript is spliced from 2 exons.
AAAACCCUAUUCAAGAGAUAAACACGAAUAAAUAUAUGAUAAUCAAUGAGUUUUGAAUCAUCUGCCUUUAACAAACGCAAAAGAGAUGAUAAGCUUGUAGAUGGGCUGAUCGAGAACCGUAAAAAAAGGCUGCUCGAGACCUUUUCAGAAUUAACAUUGAAUGAACAUAUACACAAACAAGAAUUUAGUAAAGAUGUAGAUAUGAAAAGCGAAAGUUAUUAUGAAAAAGAUGCACAUACAACAGUUAUAGAGAGCAUUGAAGACUUUGUAGACAAAGAGGAGAAGGAAAUAGAGAUAAAGCCAGAAAUUUCAUUUUUGAAGGGUAUAUGUGAAAAAAUUGUAAAAAUUCAAAAAUAUAUAUCAGAACCUCAAGAAAGAACAGGAGAUCUUGUAGUUUAUCAAUGUCCUCAAUGCUGUAUUUAUGGAUAUAAUUUGGAGCAAAAAAAAUGUGUGCAUCGGGAGAGUGAAGUUGUAUAUAAAGAUAAAAUGAGGAGUGAAGAGAUCUCAGAUCAAGAGGAAAUGACAAUGAAUAUAGAUAUAAUAUGAAUGGAUGUUUUUUAAAAGAAAUAGAAUUUAUGGAAGGAAGG